AACUAGAAAAAAAACAAAAGGUCACCGGUUGUGACGUCACGACACGUUGUUUUUGUUCCGACGGAAGAUUUUCAGUGUGACACCAAAACAUGAAGCGAGAGGACUGCGAGUACACGAGCUGCUACUGUGAGGAGAACGUGUGGAAGCUGUGUGAGUCUGUCCGGUCGGAGAGAACCGCCCCGCUGGAGGAACUGUUUGUGGUUUUCAUCUCCAAUGACAGCAGAACGGUUCCUCUGUGGAAGCAGAAGUCUGGACGAGGAGACCAGCCGGACUACCACGUCGUCCUGCUGCAGCUCGGCCCGACCUCUUCUUCUUCUGUGGUUUACGACCUCGACUCAGAGCUGCCGUUCCCCUGCAGCCUGGAGCUCUACGCCACCCAGGCGCUCCGCUCAGACCGCCACAUCAACCCCGCCUACCACAGGAAGUUGCGUGUGGUUCCUGCUGACAGCUUCCUGUCCAGCUUUGCGUCCGAUCGUUCCCACAUGAGGAACGCCGACGGCUCGUGGAGGAUGCCGCCGCCGCCCUACCCCCCCAUCCACACCGCAGAGUGUCAGAUGAACCUGGACGACUUCAUCAGUAUGAGUCCGUCUGUCGGCGUGGGGACCGUCUUCAGCCUGGAACACUUCCUGCAGAGACAACUAGAGGGCUCCUCGCCGUAGCUCCUCCUCCUCGCCGUAGCUCCUCCUCCUCACCAUAGCUCCUCCUCCUCGCCGUAGCUCCUCCUCCUCCUCGUCGUAGCUCCUCCUCCUCACCAUAGCUCCUCCUCCUCGCCGUAGCUCCUCCUCCUCCUCCUCGUUGCUCCUCCUCCUCACCAUAGCUCCUCCUCCUCACCGUAGCUCCUCCUCCUCCUCGCCAUAGCCCCUCCUCCUCCUCGCCGUAGCUCCUCCUCCUCCUCGCCAUAGCCCCUCCUCCUCGCCGUAGCUCCUCCUCCUCCUCGCCGUAGCUCCUCCUCCUCCUCGCCGUAGCUCCUCCUCCUCGCCAUAGCUCCUCCUCCUCGCCGUAGCUCCUCCUCCUCCUCGCCGUCCUCCUCCUCCUCCUCCUCCUCCUCCUCCUCCUCCUCCUGGCCUCCAGCUGGAAACAGAACUGAUUAGUUUACGGUCCCUGAUUUCUUUUGUCUCUAUGAUAAAAUGUUUUAUUGUGAAAGGGUUAGGGAGCUUCCUGUUGCCCAACUGGAGACUGAAUAUUAAAUAUUAAUGUUGUUAUUAUUUAAAGUCUGUUUUUAAUAUUUGAGUCUGAUGUUCAUAAAAGGUUCCAACAGUUCGUCUCAGACUUGUUUUACUGGUUUCAUGUGAAAAUAAAAGAGAGAAGAAUCCGUCUCAUGGAGGUAAAAACUACCAGACAUGAGUCUGUUGCACUAAAUUACCAGAAAAGAUACAAAAUGACCAAUAAAACACAAUAAUAAGACAAAAAAGCUUUAAAAUGACAGUACAAAAAUACACAAAAUUACUAAAAAGAAGACCGAAAUUGACCAAAAAUUACACAAAAUGACCAAAAAAUGUCACUAAAUUGCCAGAAAAGAUACAAAAUGACAGUAAAACACAGUAAAUGAUCCAAAAGACAAAAAAUAGCUUUAUAACCAAAAAUUACACAAAAUUACACAAAAUGACCAAUAAAACAUACAAAUUGACCAAAAAGACAAAAAAGCUUUAAAAUGAUCAAAAAUGACACAAAAUGAUGCUCUCCCUAUCAAUAAAAUAAAUCAAUAUAUAAUAAUAUAAUUUAAAUAUGAAAAUGGCCAAAAUAAAUAAAUACUACCAGACAUUAAAUCAUUUUCAGAACUUUAAUCCUUAUAUGCCAGUUUAUAUAUUUGAAUUUUUCCAUAAUUUCUUCCAAAAGAACAUAAAAGACAUUAAUCCAUUAAACAUUAAUAGAAACAGAAAACACAGAAACAUGAUCAAUAAUUCAUCAAUCAUUAUAAUAUAAUAUUAAUAUUUAUCCAAAAGAAAGUCAGUCUCUUCAUAGAAAAUGUUUCUGGACAGCGUUAUAUUACUUAUUAUUAUAU
Molecule: messenger RNA, 2002 nt
Organism: Centropristis striata (black sea bass)
Lineage: Eukaryota; Metazoa; Chordata; Actinopteri; Perciformes; Serranidae
Gene: ntaq1
Product: N-terminal glutamine amidase 1
Exons: 6
Coding region: 90-659 (189 amino acids)
Cellular component (GO): nucleus; cytosol
Molecular function (GO): protein-N-terminal asparagine amidohydrolase activity; protein-N-terminal glutamine amidohydrolase activity
Source: RefSeq, a predicted model, not a curated record